This is a messenger RNA of Asterias rubens (European starfish), 2688 nucleotides long. RefSeq lists its product as uncharacterized. The record is from RefSeq and is a predicted model, not a curated record. NCBI's taxonomy places the organism in Eukaryota, Metazoa, Echinodermata, Asteroidea, Forcipulatida, Asteriidae. The transcript is spliced from 3 exons. The coding region runs from base 33 to 1409 and encodes 458 amino acids.
CGGACGAGUUAUCUUGCGCCUAGCCUACCUUCAUGAAGGUUUCAACGGCGCCUUUUGCGAUGUCGAGUAGCGUAGUGCCAAGUUACAAGAUGAAGUACUCCUUUCUCAGGCAAAACAAGUAUCGUAUCUUAAUAUGUGAAGGACAUCGUUACUCCCGCUACAUGACGGUGUACAACAAAGAGUACUUUAGAUGCACGGACCGCACAUGUAAAGGAAAGUUGCACCUCAGCUCCGGCCGUAUCGUCUAUAAAAACAAUGGGCACAGCCACAAGCCAGAUCACAAGGGUGUCUCAGCCGACCAGGCGCUGACUAUCAUGCGUAAGCGAGCACGCACUGAGGCUACACCUAUUCGACAGAUUUAUACUGAAACGAUAAAGGAGUAUGAAGAGAACGGGCAUGGGCCUAUCAGAGAGAGCCUUCCUUAUGGUGCGCUUGUCUCUGAUAUACUGCAGCGUAUCAGAAACAGUGGUAGGAAGAGACAGGGGGGUCAGAAAGUCAAACAAGAGGAUCUGGCUGAUGAGGUACAGAAGUUUCAUUUUCCCCAAAGCAGCAACAUCAAAGUUCAAAGUUCCAUGUCUGCAUCACCAACUCAAGAAGGAUAUGAAAAUUCAGACAAUGAACUUGACGUCGUUGACUGUACCGAUGAAACCGAUGAUCCUUCAAACUUGUUGCCGUCGACGUCUUGCAUCACCACAGCUUCUGAAACAAUUCCAACAUCAUCUCUUAUGGCUAGAGGUCUUGAUGGGUUCAACUCUUCUUUGGUGUCUUACGCUGAAAAUUCCACUGUUACAACUCCCACGGACCCACCAGAAAGCAAUUCAACUGGCCUUACGAUACACAGCGCCUAUUCAUUACAGACCACGCCCAUAGGAUCUUUAACAAACAAUCAAGGCGACAAUAUGCCGAGACUGGUCGAUAAUCGUGUCAUGAGCCACGCGGAUUUGAACUUGGAAACGGACGACAACAUGGAGAACUCUCUUCUGCACAACGGACAUCCCGAGAGCCUAAGAACCCUACAGAUGAACUCUGAUAAUCUGUACAUCAAUAAUGGACAUGUUGAAGCGAAGUCAUUUAACGGAUCUUCAGACCCAACCAUCUUACCUUCUGCCGUUCACACAGCUGUUAGAAACCAUCUCCCAAGACAGACAGGUCGAAAGAGAUCCAUAAGCCAGAUAUUUACUCAACCAAACACAACUCUGACAGACCCUACGUUUUUACCGAGUGAUGAGGAUACUGAGCAGACCUAUCGACAGUUUCAGAUGAGCUUAGCGCGUAAAGAGCACCAGUUAAGAGUUCAGCACAUGAAGGAGCGUCACGAAGCUGAGAUGACUCUGGUGCGCUUGCAGCAAGAACUCAUCAAGGAGCAGCUGAAUGAGGCACGUCAACAGCCCGGUGGUGUUAAUACAUGAUUGAAAUUUAUUUACUUCCUUUACCGGACAUGCCGGAGUAGACAUAAAACUUCCAACUCUGUAAGAUUAAAGCUCGGUUCAUACUUCCUUCAAAUGCGAUGUGAAUUCUGACGUCACAAAUUUCACAACGAAUAAUUCGCUUCAGUUGACUUAAUGUGAUCAACUCCAGCGAAACAUUCAAUACGAAAACAGCCCUGUGCCGCCAAUAUUCACUUUGCAUUGGCAUUCGCAGGAACAGGAAGUAUGAACUGGGCUUGAAGCAUAACUUUUAAAUUAGAGUUUAGCCAGAAAUAAAGGCUCUCGACUCUAUAAACUCUGAGGUGAUGUUACCCACUGUAAAGUCAAAGGUCCAUGUCAUACAUUGUAUGAAGCAAUUACACAUGCAACCAGGGUGGAUUUCACAAUGAGUAAAGUCAUAUGUUACACAUGUCCUAACUUAGGAAUAGCCUUUUAAGUAUUGUUUAACCCUUUUGAGUCCUAGGACUGGUCCUAAAUUGGGACUACAAAUUAGUUGCCUCAUGCAACAAGGCCUCAAAGUCCUUCAAUUUACAUUGAUGCAAAGGCAUGAUAAUAAUAAUAAUAAAACUAUACUUAUAUAGCGCAUAUCACCGUGAGGUCCCUAUGCCCUGUAAAAGGAAAUCAACAAUUAUUGUACAAAGUAAACAGAUGUUUUUAACCGGGUUUUGAAUUGUUUUGAUGUCUCAGCAGACAGGACUUUUGAUUUUGUGCCACUGCUGUUUUGUUCCACUUUUCCAUACUAAUUUUUAUAUAAAAUAAAGAGCACUUUACUAAUGUUACUAAUCCGUUUACUAAAAUCGUUGAAUGUAUCUCUAACAUGUAAUUGUGAAAGUUAGUCACUGUUGUUGAAACUCAACUGACCAAGCAAGAGCAAUUGUGAUGCAAUCUAGCUAAAUAGGUCAGUUGUACCAUUAUGGAUAAAAAAGACAAAACAUGCCAAUAACGAGUAGACCGUAUUGAAUAUGACGUCACCGUUGAAAUAUCUGCCCUACAACGUGUGCGUGUGUGUGUGUGUGUGCAUGUGCUGUAGAAAUCAAACCGGGAAUACUGCGUGCUUAAUUGAUGUAUGCGAUUGGAUGCGCAUAUGGUUUGCCCUACAAGAUUGGGACUUUCAUAGCAACAAAGGGUUAAUUCAAUAUGAUCUAUAUCCAACAAAUACAUUGACAACUUCCUUCCUGAUAAUUCAAGGCAGAGGACACUAUUGGUAAUUGUCAAAGACUAGCCUUCACAGUUGGUGUAUCUCAAUAUAUGCAUAAAAUAA